Staurois parvus is the source of this 363-nucleotide messenger RNA. NCBI's taxonomy places the organism in Eukaryota, Metazoa, Chordata, Amphibia, Anura, Ranidae. The record is from the annotation of a GenBank genome assembly.
CCUCGGCUGUCACUCACUGGGUCCUGGCCGGUGAUUACUAGCUGGCAUCCCGUGAUUGCCAAGCAUUACCGAUGGGGGAGAGAACAAUACAGCUCUCUCCCCUGUCAGCUCCAGCACACUGCUUUGUAUGGCUCUGCAUAGCAAAGCCAGUGGAACGCACACACAGUAUACUGUGAGAAAGCACACAGUUAACCCUUUGAUCACCCCACAUGUUAACCCCUUCCUGCCCAGUGCCAUUAGUACAAUGUCUGUGCUUUUUAUUAGCAGUGAUCACUGUAUUGAUGUCACUGGGGAUGUUAGUGACACCAAGUCAGUUCCCCCCAGUAUCAGAAUGCCCGCCGCAGUCCCGAUAUAAGUCGCUGA